UAGGUCAACCGAAUGCAGGGUCAAUCCAUAUCGGUUGAAUGCAUGAGGCGAUCCUGGUUUCCUCGAUGUCGUGUUUUAACAAUAGAUUUCUAGCAAGUUCGUGAGUGAAUUAAAGUAGUGACCGAUUUGAUCGACCCCUUUCAAUGGCGCCACCAGAGACUUCUUGUAAGGUUUCAUUUCGGCAGGGAGCCACGAGAACAGGAAAGAUAUACGUAAACAAAUGUUGAAGUUCCUCUUCCAUAACUGAACUUCAAAUAAACAAAAUACGUCUUAGAGAUUAUUAAAAAUUUAGUUAAACAAGUGAACAUCGGGUAAAAUGUCCGGGCCAAUAGUGUUGUGUCAACUUUGGUUGGGAGGGUUGGAACCGUAUAUGACGGAAAGCUUUAUCAUGAAUGCAUUUCACAAAAUGGGGGAACAACCUCAGACGGUCAAAGUUAUGAGGAACCGCUACACCGGCGAACCGGCAGGUUAUUGUUUCGUACACUUCCCCACAGAUGAAAUGGCCCUGGAUGCAAUGCACAAAUUGAAUGGAAAAGUCAUUCCAGGAUCCAAUCCAGCUGUAAGAUUCCGACUGAAUCAUGCCAGUACCACAGGAAAGCCAGCAGCGGACAGGGAAUUCAGCAUAUGGGUCGGAGAUUUAUCUACCGACGUUGAUGACUACUCACUCUACAGAGCUUUCGCAGCAAAAUAUAAUUCAAUUAGAACAGCCAAAGUCAUUUUAGAUAGCUCUGGAUUCAGUAAGGGAUAUGGCUUCGUCAGAUUUGCGAAUGAGGAGGAACAAAAAAGCAGUUUAGUGACGAUGAAUGGGUACAGGGGGCUGGGGACCAAAGCUCUGAAAAUUUGUAAUGCCGUACCUAGGCCUUGGAAUAAAUUAGCAGGUUCAACUCCUCCUCAAAUGUCUUCGGAGUACUCUUCAACAAAUGUCAGCAGUGAUUCCUAUAAUUAUUACGAUACUUCUUCCUACUGGAAUAGCUACAGUGCGUGGCAGCAGGGUUACUACGAGAGCGAACCCACUUCUGAUAACUACAGCAAUUAUGUUUCUGAGCCAAAACCUGAGGAGGAUGAUUUAGAACUCAUUGAACACUCACUACCAGUGGAUAUUGAUAAGCUUAACAGAGACAUAAUUGAGCAAGACUAUAACAUGUGGGAUGCUCUGGAGAGCUCCAAAUGGAUUCCAUGUGAUACCCUUGAAUUGUGCUAUUAAUGAGUACCUAUGCUAUACCUACAACUUCCAAAAACCAUUUUAAUCUAAUUUUAAUUUUGUAAUUAAGGAGAAAAACAAAUGGAGUAAAUGAAUAAAUACAUUAACGAUUAA
This is a messenger RNA of Diachasmimorpha longicaudata, 1315 nucleotides long. It is a transcript of the gene Secp43, whose product is annotated as tRNA selenocysteine 1-associated protein 1. The transcript has 6 exons. Lineage: Eukaryota; Metazoa; Arthropoda; Insecta; Hymenoptera; Braconidae. Bases 317 to 1204 code for a protein of 295 amino acids. The record is from RefSeq and is a predicted model, not a curated record. Gene Ontology annotation, molecular function: RNA binding.